This is a messenger RNA of Ilyonectria robusta, 1071 nucleotides long. RefSeq lists its product as uncharacterized. Gene Ontology annotation, molecular function: adenine deaminase activity. The transcript has a single exon. The record is from RefSeq and is a predicted model, not a curated record. Bases 1 to 1071 code for a protein of 356 amino acids. Lineage: Eukaryota; Fungi; Ascomycota; Sordariomycetes; Hypocreales; Nectriaceae. Gene Ontology annotation, biological process: hypoxanthine salvage; adenine catabolic process; purine ribonucleoside monophosphate biosynthetic process. Gene Ontology annotation, cellular component: nucleus; cytosol.
AUGUGCAAAUCAACUCUCCACGGCUUCAUCGCCGCCCUCCCCAAGGUUGAGCAGCACCUCCACAUCGAGGGUACGCUCGAGCCGGAGCUCCUUUUUAGCCUCGCCGAGAAGAAUGGCAUCGCCCUGCCCGACGACCCCGUCUACGCCUCCCCUCAGACGCUCCGCGAGCGCUACCAGAACUUCACAUGCCUCGAUGACUUCCUACACUACUACUAUCUCGGGAUGAGCGUGCUCAUUACCGAGGCCGACUACGAGACGCUCGCAUGGGCCUACUUUGAAAAGGCCGCAAGGGACAAGGUCCUCCACGCCGAGGUCUUCUUCGACCCGCAGGCGCACACAGCACGCGGUAUCAGCUACGACACCGUCGUCGCGGGGCUCGGUGCGGGCAAGAAGCGCGCGGAGGCGGAGCUCGGCAUCACCGUUGAGUUCAUCGUCUGCAUCCUGCGCCACCUGCCGGUCCCCGAGUCUGACGCUCUCGUCGACACGGUGCUGGACCGCGGUCAUCUCACCGACGGCACGCUGGUGGGCUUCGGCAUGGUCUCGAGCGAGAAGCCAUUCCCGCCAGAGCUGUUCAAGGACAUCUACGCCCGUGUCGCCCGCACGGGGACACAUCUGACGACGCACGCCGGCGAGGAGGCACCGGCGUCCUUUAUCACGUCGUCGCUGGAGAACCUGGGCGUCUCGCGCAUCGACCACGGCCUCGCCGCCGCCCAAGACCCGGCGCUGAUGGCCUCGCUGGCCGCCAACCGCACGCUCCUGACCCUGUGCCCGUGGUCCAACGUUGCGCUGCGCAACAUCGACCGCCUCGAGGACGCCCCCAUCCGAGCCUUCCUCGACGCCGGCGUGCGCUUCAGCAUCAACAGCGACGACCCGGCCUACUUCGGAGCCUACGUCGGGGAGGUGUACUGCCGCGUGCAGGAGACGUUUGGUCUGUCCGUCGCCGACUGGGACUGGAUCGUUCGGGGAGCUGUCGAGGAGAGCUGGUGCUCUGCGGAGCGCAAGGCAGAGAUCAUCACGGAGCUGGACAAAGUGGUCGCAGAGUUUCAGGGGCAAACCGCCAUUGAGGCAUGA